Lathyrus oleraceus (garden pea) is the source of this 1134-nucleotide messenger RNA. RefSeq lists its product as uncharacterized. The record is from RefSeq and is a predicted model, not a curated record. The transcript has 2 exons. Bases 1 to 1134 code for a protein of 377 amino acids. NCBI's taxonomy places the organism in Eukaryota, Viridiplantae, Streptophyta, Magnoliopsida, Fabales, Fabaceae.
AUGAAAGAAAUCAUGAGAUGGAGACAGAUUGCUCUAAGUCCUGGUCUUGAACAUGAAGAUCUAUAUACUCAUCUCAACAAAUUCUAUGAGAUUGUCGACACACUUGAUGCUCCAGAAGCUGGAGAGGAACAAGUGUUCAUGAGAAAUAGAAGAAGAAAAGAUGAGGUUAAAUUAGAAAAAAAUAAAGAGGAAGAAUUAGUUGAAAAUAAGAAACAUGAAAAGGAAGAGUUAGAAAAGAAAAAGGAGAGAGGAAAAGAAGAAGAAAAUUCAAGAGGAGAAGGAAAAGAUGAAGAUUAUUCUGGUUCAACACUUACCUUAUCCACAUGCUCCUUCCAAGAAAGACAAUACAAGGAAUUAUGCAAGAUUUCUGGAUAUAUUAGUCGUUUGCAGAUAAAUAUUCCAUUUUCUAAAGCUCUUGAACAAAUGGCAACUUAUUCUAAGUUUAUGAAGGACAUUCUUAUAAAGAAAAUGAGGUAUACGGAUCAAGAAACCAUCAAUCUCGAUGCUACUUGUAGAUCCAUCAUUCAAAGAACUCUUCCACGGAAAGAAAUCGAUCUUGGGAGGGUUAUAUUACCUGUCACCAUAGGAAAUGUAUACAUUGGCAAAGCAUUUAUUGACUUGGGUUCUAACAUAAACUUGAUUUUGUUGUCCGUGGUUCAAAGGUUAAGCAACAUUGAAAUGAAAUCAACAAAGAUGACAUUACAAUUGGACGAUAAGUCUAUCACUCGUCCACAUGGAGUAGUUGAAGAUUUUUUAGUAAAGGUGGACAAGUUCUUGUUUCCUAUUGAUUUUUUUGUUAUAAACAUGGAAAAAGAUGAUAAUGCACCUUUGAUUCUAGGCCGACCUUUCAUGAAGACUGCAAGAAUGGUGAUUGAUAUUGAUGAUGGAUUAAUGAAGGUUAGAGUUCAAGAUGAAGACGUGUGUUUUAACCUCUUUAAAGCCAUGAAACACUCACAAGAUAAAAGAGAUUGUUUCCGAAUGGAUGACACUAAUGAAACCAUUAUGGAUGUGAAAAGACAAGUUCAUUUAUCCAUUUCACUUGUGAAAACUCUUACCGAUGCAUUCAAAGUUCUUAAUAAAGAUGAAGAAAAAGAGAUUGAAGAAUGCUUAAGAGAACUUGAGGCAUUAGAAUAA